This is a messenger RNA of Oncorhynchus nerka (sockeye salmon), 3472 nucleotides long. Its product is annotated as zinc finger protein 704-like. The transcript is spliced from 9 exons. The record is from RefSeq and is a predicted model, not a curated record. Gene Ontology annotation, molecular function: DNA-binding transcription factor activity; RNA polymerase II cis-regulatory region sequence-specific DNA binding. Gene Ontology annotation, cellular component: nucleus. The coding region runs from base 162 to 1769 and encodes 535 amino acids. Gene Ontology annotation, biological process: regulation of transcription by RNA polymerase II. NCBI's taxonomy places the organism in Eukaryota, Metazoa, Chordata, Actinopteri, Salmoniformes, Salmonidae.
AGUGGAGGCGUGGUAUUUUCUUUUUUACUAAAUAAUCUUUAACUAUACUGUAGAACAGCGGUAACAGACGGAGAUCGAUUCCAGACAAUCCCGAUAAAUGUCUUUUAUUACAGAUAUCUGCACUAAAAUCUAUAGAAAGCGGGUCAUCUUUCUCUAGUCCAAUGAUGAAUUCUAAACGUCUGCUUGACAUGUCCGCUGUUGGAAUACGUCUCGGGGGCUCUUCGAAACAAGCCGGUAUUGAUCAGCCUGCAGAGGGGUCCAAGGGACGCAAAAUUACUGUCGCCGCCACUGCGGACAGCGGUGUCAUUCUGGCGUGCAAGAAUGGUCCCGCAACGGGAGCAGUUUUCCACACAUUCGUGUUGGAUGAUGGAUCUUUAAGAGAAUGUACAAGACAGGACACCGUCCUCAAUGUGAAUGACCUGUCAUCAGGGAGAGAAAAAUACCACCUGAAUAAAGCAGGUUGUGGUGGGGAGGCAGAUGAAAGAAACAGUGGUCUGACUGGGAUCCUUACUAACGGCAGUCCCACACACUGCCUGAUCCGGAAAGGGCAGAAGGCGGACAAACACAUGCACUCGGAGGCGAGGGACCCGCUGGUGCCCAGCGGUUGCCAGGCAACAAAUGGACAGCAAGUUCCACCUGAGGAGAGAUACCCUCAUCCCUCCUCCCAAAUACCUGUCCCCCGACGCAGGAAACCUUCAGGUCUUGCUGAUAAGGAGGUGAUGGCUGCUACCGUCCUGACAUCACUGUCCACCUCUCCUCUGGUCCUCACCCAUACCCAGACAGCCUCAGCUGCAGUUCCGGAGCCAGCCAGCAGAGGGUGGAAGGAGGUGCUGUCAACUAGCUACAGCAGCUCUACCAGUGGCAACUGGAGCUGGGACACCAGCGACCAAUCGGUGCCCUCCACACCGUCCCCGCCUCUCUCCAACGACACCAGCAAGAGCUUCUUGCUCUCCUCCCAGAGUGAUAAUGUCAUCGACGACGUCAAAGAGAGCACGCACUUCUUGUUUGAGGACCCCAUACCCCGGAAGCGAAAGAACUCCGUGAAGGUGAUGCUCAAGUGCUUGUGGAAGAACUGUGAAAAGGUCCUCAGCACCUCUUCAGGUAUCCAGCGACACAUCCGCACCGUCCACCUGGGGCGGAACUGUGACUCGGACUACAGUGACGGGGAGGAGGACUUCUACUACUCAGAGAUCGAGGUCAACAUGGACAGCCUAUCAGAGGGCUUGUCCAGCCUCACGCCCACCUCCCCCACCACUACCGGCCCUCCCCCCAUCUUCCCCCCUUUCUCCCACACCGCCUUUGUUCCCCGCUCUGAGCCCGCCCACAUCGUCAUGAGGGGACCGCAGGGUCAUGCCCCCAGUCUGCUCAGCCAAUCAGCUCCCUCCACGCUCUGCCAUAUCCGUACUGACCACGCCUACCAGGCCACUGCUCCUGUGAGUAUUCCUGUGUGUUCGGAGCAGGCUGAUGGGAAUAGGGAUGGGAUCAGUGUGUCCUGGCAGUCCCCUCCUGUCAUUUUUAAAGGCUUAACGGGGCCGUUGACUCACAUCCGCACGGUGAGCUUCGGGGAGAAGAGACAGCCAGCCCCUCACACACACACCACCAUCUGCAAGACACCUCCCUUUACUGCCCCCCUGCCCAAACCAGCACCAGGAAUCAGGAAACCCCGCGGAGAGGCCAAAAAGUGCCGGAAAGUGUAUGGCAUGGAGAAGAGGGACAUGUGGUGCACAGCCUGCCGCUGGAAAAAAGCCUGUCAGCGAUUCACUGACUGAACCCCAGUACAUCACUGGGAUGGACUCUUCCUCUGCCAGCGCUUCAAUGAGGUGUCAUCUUCCACUGAGGAGAUGUGGGGGUUUCUCCGUGAUGAAGCCCCUCAGAGCACGCACUGCUUCCUCCUGACCAGCAGGGGGCUCUCUGCUCGCUUCUCCUAGUCCUCAGACAGCUGAAUUCACAAAACACAACAACUAACUGAUGAAAAAGGCAAAAAAGAAAAAUGAAUUUGGCUUUGGAAGUAUUGUUUUUCUUUCUAAUGAUGAGACUUUUUAGGUAAUCAAAAAAAAGAAAAUAUUAUUCAAAACCUUUUUGAUUUGUUUUGUAUUUUCUAAUUUUGUCUGCCUUCACUGUAGGGGAGUGGUUGAAGAUUUCAGAUAAGCUUUUUGCUAUUGUGUACGUAUAGUUUUUUACCGGUCCGAGUAUCAUGUAAGCUACUGUGUUUGGGUUCAUAAGAUCCUGAUACCGCUCCCUUGUCAGCCUCUUUCAAUGCAUCUCUGUUAAUGUUUUAUAUCUAAAAUCUCACUUCGGGGCUUUUAUUCCAAUGGAUCGUUUUCACAUUUCAACUGUCACUCUUUUGAAAAGGGCAGUAAGUCUACCAAAGGAAAAAACAAAUCAGAAUAUCGCUGAGAAUUUAGAUGCCUGUUGUUAAGAUGAUGUUCAUAUCUAAGUGUUAUGGAAUAACACAUCACAUGCUCCUAUAGGAAUUCAACUCAGAAACUCUAAUCACGUUGUUUGGGAAGUAAAUCAUCUGUAGCUACUCAUCAUAAGAUUCUUGCUUUUUUGCAUAGAUAUGAAACACACACUCUUCCAUCUGGUUGCACCAAAUGUUACGUUUUGAAUGUACAGUUUAUAAAGAUAUCUAUUUCCCUUUCUUCCUUUACUCUGAUAUGCAUCUUUCAGAAACAACACAUCUUUCAACAGAUCACUGUAAACUUUGUAACUAAAGUGUUUCCUCUCAUUUCUUACAUGUGUUUUCAGCGAUCAGUUGCCAAGGCAACUAGUAGUUGCAAAGUGUAAUCGCCAGGGUUUGGAAAGUCUCGUCUUGCUUUGAUUAAUCAGCUCUAUUGUUGAUAACCGUUAUCGUCGACAACAUUAAGCUCUGCUGUAACGCUGCUGAGCUACUCAGUGUUCAUUUUCUGGGUAUCAUCAUGGACAUAGAAUACUCAUUCUCUGUGGGUACUGUACCAUAGUCAGUCCUACUCAACCCUCACUCCCAGUUAUACAGCUCUUAACUGGUAUCUGAUGGCGUUGAAAUCAAGAUGUUUGUCUCCAAGGGAUUGUUUGCUUCUCAUGAAUUGUACCUGGAUUCCUGAUCAGACAUGAGAGCAGAUAUAGAUGUAUAUUUUUAAACAGAUGUAUUUUUCUACUCUAGCUACUGUUUCGAUUGUUGCCAGCUCUUUGAAUGUAGUCUCUGCAGGCUCUCUCUUUCUGCUCCCAACACUGACUACUAGCCAUUACACAAGUUACAACAGCACACACACACACACACACACACACACACACAGGACUCUAAAUGAACUGGUGCUCCCAAUUUUUUAAAGUUAGGAGCACCACAUAAAAUGUAUGAGCACCAGAUUAUAUUGUUUAAUUGAUUGAGAUGCAGCCUAUAUUAAUUAAUAAUCUCCUUUUGAAGCACAUGCUGUGCCCCAGAAAUGAACACUGUUUAGGUAGUUUAUAAUAAAAGCUCAAAUGUUGAUACAAA